Messenger RNA from Eutrema salsugineum, 1358 nucleotides. RefSeq names its product B3 domain-containing protein REM19. Gene Ontology annotation, molecular function: DNA binding. NCBI's taxonomy places the organism in Eukaryota, Viridiplantae, Streptophyta, Magnoliopsida, Brassicales, Brassicaceae. The transcript is spliced from 5 exons. Bases 390 to 1070 code for a protein of 226 amino acids. The record is from RefSeq and is a predicted model, not a curated record.
UUUUUUUUGUGUGUGUGUUGGUUAGGUCACUCAGGUCAGGUUUAAACGAGGGUUAGAGAGAGAGAGAGUUUAAGCCUUUGACCAAAAGCAAAACUCAAAAUUGGUUUCAGAUCUGAAAAGGGUUUUUUCUGCUUAGAGACUCAGUGUUAUGUAUCGGAUUCUCCGGCGUCGUUUCAUGAUCUAACCCCUCUUUCUUUCGUUAACUCUGCCUUAUUCUCUCAUCCACUAUUCAACGAAAGCGUCUGGCCUAAAGAUAGCUGACAACAAAAUCAGUUGUUUUGCCUGUUUCAAGACGUUUGGUUUUAAGAUACAAAAGGUGAUUCCGCGUCUACCAUCUACAUUUUCAAUCUAUCUCAAGACUCUAAGAUCAACUACUGUCAAGUGCUGCUAUGAACAUGGAUUCCGCACACAAUCAGCUGAACAAACGCGCUCGAUUGUUUGGUGACCUUGAAAACAAAGACGCCAAGGUCAUUUAUCCACCGAUCCCUGCAUCUACUGCUCCCCUAAAUAAAGGGUCUGAUGGUUCUACAGCCACACAAAGCUUGUUCGCUGAAUCUAAACCAGAAGAGACGCCAAAGGUACUCAAGAAGAGAGGGAGGAAGAAGAAGAAUCCCAAUCCGGAGGAAAUGAAUUCGUCGACUCCAGGUGGAGAUGACUCGGAGAACCGCUCAAAGUUCUACGAGAGUGCUUCUGCUAGAAAAAGAACUGUAACUGCAGAGGAAAGAGAAAGAGCCAUCAAUGCAGCCAAAACAUUCGAACCAACCAAUCCUUUCUUCAGAGUUGUCCUGCGACCAUCAUAUCUAUACCGAGGCUGCAUCAUGUACUUGCCUUCUGGUUUUGCUGAGAAGUACCUAAGCGGGAUAUCUGGUUUCAUCAAGCUCCAGCUCGGGGAGAAACAAUGGCCAGUGAGGUGCCUUUACAAAGCAGGAAGAGCUAAGUUUAGCCAAGGAUGGUACGAGUUCACACUCGAGAACAAUAUUGGCGAAGGAGAUGUUUGUGUUUUUGAGCUACUCAAAACUCGGGAUUUCGUUCUGAAAGUCACGGCCUUUCGCGUCAAUCAGUACGUGUGACCGACCAAAAACAAUAUCGCUUUCCAUGAGCGAUCUUGCAGAGGAGCUUUCCAAAUUUAUAUUUCAUGUAGGGUCUUCUCUUAACUGUUGUAUCUCUCUUGCAUUUCUUGGAGAAUCCAGUCUGGUUCUCUAGGUUUUUAGUAGUGUUCUGAGUGAAAUUUCAGGGUACCUAUGUUUCGAUGUGGAUAAACAUUUGAAGACUGAGUGAAAAACUCUUUGUUUGAGUGGUAGUUAGUGUCAAAACUAGAGUUGUAAUUACUUUUUAUCUUCAUCAAUUUGGUAUCGGAA